CAGAAAAGUUCCGGGUUCGGUCCACGCGGUCCGCCUCGCACGUGCAGCUGGCGUGUCGAGGGUCGCACUGCGCGUUCCCCGUGGACGGGACUGCGCUCUGCGUGCGGAGCACCGCGGACCCCCCCCAGCAGAAUCUUCUGCAUUAAGCUGGUGGAGUUCGGGAGACAUGGAGUUUCAUUCUAAAGCUGUUUCGUGGCGGCGGCGGCGCUCCGGGAACGCUCUCAAUAAACCGGGUCUCCCGGCGCAGUGAGCGUGGCGCUGCCAGGCGGGUGGCGCUGCCAGGCGGGUGGCGCUGCGUGACUGCUGCCUCCCUGCGCUUCGGCGAGAACGGAGUGCUGCUCCAGGAGCCGGUGUAGCGUCCAGUCCUGCCGGCGGUCACUGUGCUGGCCGUGCCUGGAGGGAGCCUGCGCUAGUGUUUUGAUUACCCCCCCCCCCCCCCCCCAGUUAGAUCUGCAUUCAGAUCCCCAGCUUCCUCUCUUCCUUUGGCCGGGACCUGAAAUACGGGAGAGCCUGUCCCAGAGCUCAGGGGCACACUGUGGUGGGCGUAACAAAGUGGUCCGGGGGGACCCUCCUGCCAAUCAGUGCGCCUUCACCCCCUGAAGGGCACACUGUCUUCACUCGCACCAGAGCUUCUGAUCUUAAGAGGACACCAUCAGCCAAUUACUGCUGUGGCGUUCGGCAGCACGGAGCACCCGCUUGUGGUCUGCUCUGCCUCACAAGACCACGUGCUCAUGUGGAGGCUGGACGAGUGCAGAGAGAAGGCGCUUCACGGGACGGACCCGUGCGGGCUUGUCCUGGGCGCCCGCCUGGGAGAGGUGCGGUGCGUGAAGUUCAGCCCGGACGACCAGAUGGCUGCGGUGUGCGCUGGCAACAGGGUCCUCGUGCUGCAUGUGCAGAGCCGGACCGCGUGCGCCGAGCUAGAGGGGCACCAGGGCCCCGUGACCGCAGCCGAGUUCUGUGCAUGGCAAGCGCAUGUGGUCGUCUCGGGGUCUGAGGACAGAAGCUUCAAGGUGUGGGACUGUCGCACGGGGGCCCUGAUGCACAGCUCGGCGGUGCUGACAGCCUCCCCCCUCCUGAGCCUCUUCAUCGAUGGGGAGAGCCAGCAGCUGGUGGCCGGGGGCGCCGAGGGCCAGCUGUGCAUCUUCAGUUUGGUUGAAGGUCAUCAUUAUCGUCAUGUGACGCGUGUGGACCUGAGGAAAGAGACGGAGAGCUUCUACGCCAGGCGGCCAGGAGAGAGCGGGCUGGACAGAGGGGAUGGGGUCGACGUGGCGCUCCCCGUCCUGAGCCUGGCGCGCUGCGACCUGCCACCAGGCCCCGGCCCCGGGCAUGGAUGCCUUUCCCCGGAGAGGACCGGCUGUGUGUGGGUCGGAAGCUCCGCUGGACUAUUCAUCCUGAACCUGGCGAGCUUUGAGCUGGAGGCUGCCCUGCAUUACAAGGAGUUUCGGAACCUCAGCAUCCAAGUGGCCGGGUCGUGUGCCGUGACGAGCAGCCGUGGGAAGGCCUUCUGCUUACUCGCUUCCAUGUUUGGCAAUGAGAUCGCCGGCUUGGAGCUCGACCCAGCCGCUCUGGUGAGGUCCCAGCAGCACCCCCACCUGGGAACGCAGCUCUCAGUGCUGCCCAGCUCCAGUGUCUCGCCGACCUCCCCUCUGUAUUUUGGAGUCGCUGAGGCGACACGUAUCAAGCCAGCCGGCCACCAGCAAGCCGCUACUCAGAGCUCCCUGCGGGACCAGCCCCUGGUCUUCCACAGCCGCGUCCGGUCUUCCGGGUACAUGGCUGCACCCCAUGUGACCAUGUUCUCACCCAAGACCAAUGUCAAGAGUGGCUGUAAGAGACCUUCACGACGCAGGAGCACUCACACCUGUCAGGAGUGCCCUUCGGACAGCCCUCCGCCGACCCAGCUCCGCAGGCGGCUGGCUGUGGCCCCGGGCCCGGUGGCCGUGCGCUGCGUGCAGUUCUCAGGAGACGGGCGCUGGCUGGCCUGUGGCCUGGCCGACCACUUGUCCCUGGUCUUCGAUGCCCAUCUGACUGGAGCACCUGCUGUUUUCUCAGGUCACGAUGGGGCAGUGAGCGCCCUGGGCUGGAGCCACGACGCCCGGUGGCUGCUGUCGGCCUCCCUGGACAGGACCCUGAGGGUGUGGUCGGCCCGCAGCCGGGAGCCCGCCCUGUGCCUGGGCACAGACGUGUUCCCAGAGCCUGUGCACCACGCGCAGUUCUACUACCUCGAUUCGUUCGUGCUCGUGUCCUCGGGCCCCGAGUUCCAGCUGCUCAGGCUCCACCUGGACACACGCAAAGAUGAGAUCAAACGAUACAAACAGAGGAGCCGGUGCACCCGCGUGUUCCGGCUCCCCACGACUGGGGCUGCGGAGAUCACCGGCCUGUCCGCCGCCAACGAGUUUUAUUCCCACCUGGUGCUGGCCGCCAGCCGGAGCAGGACAGUGGAAGUUUUCGACCUCAACGUGGGCCGCAGCGCCGCCGUGAUCCAGGGAGUCCAUUCCCGGCCCCCCUACCAGAUCUGCCAGAACCAGGGAUCGUCAUUCACGACCCAGCCACCUCAGGACUAUAAUCUUUUCGCAACCACUGCUGUGGGCGACGGGGUCCGGCUGUGGGACCUGAGAACCCUGAGGUGUGAGCGCCGUUUCGAAGGACACCCGACCCGCUGCUUCCCGUGUGGGAUUGCCUUCAGCCCCUGCGGGCGUUUCGUGGCGUGUGGCGCGGAGGACAGACACGCGUACCUGUACGAAGUGGGCUCCUGCACCUUCUCCUACAGGCUGCCGGGGCACACGGACACGGUCAGCGGGGUGGCCUUCAGCCCGUCCGCCCCUCAGACAUGGCCGCUCCUGCCGCGACAGUCACCACGCAGCCGCCUCUGGGAUUUCGGAGAGAAAAGCGUCAGGUUCAGAAGCAAAACUUGGUACAAACCCUGAAGCUGGAUGACGACAGGGAGGCCCUGAACCGCACAGGCCUGGCGGCUGCGGGCACCAGGCACGGUGUUGAUGCUGGUGGGAGACCACUCAGACCCGGGCCUUCGCUCCAGCGUUUUGGUAAGGGCUGCACCAGUCAAGCCUUGAAAGGGGUGCCCAGCCUGGAGGCAGCCGGCUUCCACUUCUGCUGCUUAGAUGAGGGAGGGGGCCCCCAUUUCUCUGCCCCCAGACCCCCCUCCACCCCCGCGCAAGCUGU
Molecule: messenger RNA, 3177 nt
Organism: Myotis myotis
Lineage: Eukaryota; Metazoa; Chordata; Mammalia; Chiroptera; Vespertilionidae
Gene: WDR27
Product: WD repeat domain 27
Exons: 25
Coding region: 732-2924 (730 amino acids)
Molecular function (GO): protein binding
Source: RefSeq, a predicted model, not a curated record